UCGCCAUCUGAAACACAUUAUACACAAUCAAUCUCUAAUUCACUCCGACUAUUUUCUGCUUAUCUCACAGAUUCAUUCAAUAUCAAAAUAAACACGGUCAUAACAACACAAUCUACGGUCAGUGAUCAACACACACACACACACGCACACACGUAUAUCAUACAGUUAAUUGUCAGUGAGAUAACCGAACACGAUAGAGAGAGACAAUUUGCAUUGAUAAAUAAUUCUGGCAGUAACAAUUCAAUCGACACGCAGUUAUCGAAAAGCCUGUCGUAGAAGAAAUAUGACUUCAUGUGCAGAGAAAUAUGCCAACAAACAGCAUAUUAUCGCUGAUCGUCUACGAUUGACUUCAAGUCCAUUGGUGCGUGCAUGUUUAGGCGAAUUCAUGGGUUCAGUCAUUUUGAUGAUCUUCGGUAGUGGUGUGCUAGCACAAGUGAUCCUGGGUGAUCAUGGCAAACAUGCUCAUGGAACAUUCAUUUCAAUCAGUAUGGGAUGGGGUUUCGCAGUGUACAUGGCAGUAAUGUUCUCAGGACAGUGUGGUUCUGGACACUGUAAUCCAGCCGUAACUCUGGCAGCUGCAGUCGUCGGUAAACUGCCAUUCCGUCGAAUACCGUUUUAUACAUUCUUUCAAAUACUCGGUGCUUUCCUCGGUUCAUUGGUUGUCUUCGCCUUAUAUCGUGAAAAAAUCACUGAAUAUGCCAAAUUGCAUGAUAAUGGGAAGUUGUUGGUGAAUUCUACAGGUGGUAUAUUCGUCACUAAUCCAUCGGCAUCUCACCUCACAUGCUUUCUCGAUCAAAUUCUCGGCACUGCAUUGUUGACAGCAGGAGCGUUCGCCAUCACCGAUCCAAAUGGAUGGAAACUUCCUGACUACUUACACCCACUACAUUUGGCGUUUAUGGUCUACGCUAUUGUUGGUUGUUUCGCAUUGAAUGCUGGAGCUGCUCUAAAUCCAGCUCGUGAUUUGGGACCCAGACUCAUGAUAUUUAUAUUCGGUUGGGGUAACCAAGCAUUCAGUGGAGGAAACUACUUCUUCUGGAUACCAAUAGCUGGACCGUAUAUUGGUGCUGUGAUCGGUGCAGUCUUAUACGAAUUGACUAUCGGUAUACAUCUGGAUAGGAAAUCCGACUUCGUUGUGGACUAUGAUUAUGAAGAAUCACAACGCGAUAGUAAGAAGUUGAUGGCGUCUGCAUCACCGUAAUCGUUGACAACCAGAAACAUUCCUCCCACUCCUUUUACUCUAACACUCACACACACGCAAACACAAACACACACUUUUAUUAUCGUUGAUGCAUAACAACCAUUCUCAUUGUUUUCAUCAUUCAGAUUUUUUAAAUAUUUAACAUUGUAAAAUAGUCUGUUGAUUCACAUUUCAUUCAGAUCACUUGAUCAUUCGAUGUUACCAUCUAUGCCAAAAUGCAAGAUAUGCAAAUACACAAUUCAUGUUCUCAAUAAAAUCGAAAAUACACAAUUUGUUAAGUUCACUGAUGAAAGUAUUUGUUUGUUGUUUUUCGGUAGUCUUAUCGAAACACUCUAUCUCAGAACAUUCGGCACAUGGAACACGUUAACAUCUCAGUGGACGUAAUCAGGAAUGUAAUAUUGCUUUAAUCAAUCUUGUGCAUUCUCACUUUAUACCGAAUUCCGUUUACCACUAAACUGACAACUCGGAUCAGUGUAGAUCGACAGUGUGUUUUGUUACACAAUGUGGUAGAACGUUCACAGAUUACCAAUUAGAGAAUUGUGAAGUGUUUGAGAAAUACAAACAAUUGUUCAACUCAUAAAUCGCUCUCCUCAUUAAGAUUAAUUUUGUAGAUUAUUUGAAAUGAACAGGUGUGACUAGUCGAGUGAAUAGAGUACUCAUAGCAUUCAUUGAUGCUGUGGAUAGAAUAAUGAUAGAAUGAUCAACUAACUGAAAGUGAAUCCAUCGGAUUCGGUCUGCACCAAGUACUAAAUAAACAUGGAAUUGGUCACUACUCAACGAUUAAUUUUUGGUGAACAAUUCUUGAGACCAUUUGUUUAAUAGCUGAAGUAACAACGUCUGACACUGUGAAACUGAUUAAGAUGGCUUAAAACUCUCAGACAAUUGAUGAAUAUCAUCUAACACGAAACGUAGGUGAAUUCAAGUAUUCUCCAACUGCCUCCAACUACAUAAUAUCUCAACAAAGGUUACAUAGUGUAAAGUCAAUUAAAGCGGUGGUUUCAUUAUAACUUGUUAGCACAAGCUUCUUGUAUGAUUGUUCACCCUCCACAAUUCAAAUGAUCAAUAACCACACGUUCAGGUUUCUUGAAAUAAACUAUAAUUCCAUUUAGUAGUUUGUGUAGAAAUUUAAUGAUUCACAUAAGAUCCC
Messenger RNA from Schistosoma haematobium, 2345 nucleotides. RefSeq names its product Aquaporin-3. The record is from RefSeq and is a predicted model, not a curated record. NCBI's taxonomy places the organism in Eukaryota, Metazoa, Platyhelminthes, Trematoda, Strigeidida, Schistosomatidae. Gene Ontology annotation, cellular component: plasma membrane. Gene Ontology annotation, molecular function: water channel activity; glycerol channel activity. The coding region runs from base 284 to 1198 and encodes 304 amino acids. Gene Ontology annotation, biological process: water transport; glycerol transmembrane transport. The transcript is spliced from 2 exons.